Cryptomeria japonica (Japanese cedar) is the source of this 1080-nucleotide messenger RNA. RefSeq lists its product as uncharacterized. The record is from RefSeq and is a predicted model, not a curated record. Lineage: Eukaryota; Viridiplantae; Streptophyta; Pinopsida; Cupressales; Cupressaceae. Bases 1 to 1080 code for a protein of 359 amino acids. Gene Ontology annotation, molecular function: catalytic activity. The transcript has 2 exons.
AUGAAGAUUACAUCCUGGAAUGUCAGGGGCCUAUCUGCCCCUGACAAAAAGCACUUGUUCAAAAGAGUUUUGAACAAGUUAGAUUCAGAUCUAGUUAUAUUGCAAGAAACCAAGCUCAGUGGAGAAAAAGCUAUGGAACUUAUGAAAUACUGCUUCAGAUGGGAAGGUGUUUUCCAAGAUGCUCAAGGCACUGCUGGAGGGCUGGGAUUAAUGUGGAACCCCGCUUGUGUGGAGGUCAAUCCGAUUGCAUCAUGCAACAAUUGGAUGGCAUGCAUUAUUCACCAUAAAACAACAAACCUCAAUUUUCCUCUGUUCAACAUAUAUGGACCUAUUAGAACAGAAGAGAAACUGAAAGCCUGGACAGAAAUUACUGAUCAAGCUAGGUUGCUUGAUUUGGAUAAAACAAUAAUGGUAGGAGACUUCAAUGCUAUACUGGACAUCGAUGAAAAGGAGGGAGGUCUCAAGAAAUCUACAAAGGUGAUAGAUGAUUUCAGGGAUUUUCUAUCAAAUUGCAAAUUGAUAGAUAUUAUACCAAAAAAUGGUCAGUUUACUUGGACAAACAGAAGACUUAAUUUUUCAAAAAUCUCAGAAAGAUUAGACCACUUCUUUGUCGGGGAUUGGUGGAUAAGGGGUGAAUUUUUCAUGGAGACUAACAUUGUUCCUCAAAUCGGCUCAGAUCACUUCCCUCUAUCCCUUUCAAUCACGCAAGAGUUGACAGAAAAAACCAGAUUAGAAGAGGAAAUGGAAACUAUUAGUAAUCGGGUUAUGGUGGACGGAAUGACAAAUUUCGACAAUGAAUUAGAAAAAAAAUUAAAAGAACAGUAUGGGGAGAUUUUAAAGAGGGAAGAAACAUACUGGAAGGACAAGUCUAGAGAACUGUGGAUAGCGGAUGGAGAUUUGAACACAAAAUUAUUUCAUGCAUCCUCCAAAGCUAGAAGAGCCAAGAACAAAAUCAGCGCAAUCAAGGAUGAACAGGGCUCACUAAAAACAUCUGAGAAAGAAAUAGAGCAAGCAGCACUAGAUUACUUCAUAGGGCUAUGGGAGAAAAGGACCAGAAUGACAAUGAGAAUUUCCCUAUAA